This is a messenger RNA of Acanthosepion pharaonis, 1278 nucleotides long. The record is from the annotation of a GenBank genome assembly. Lineage: Eukaryota; Metazoa; Mollusca; Cephalopoda; Sepiida; Sepiidae.
AUGAAUUAUGCACGAUUCUUGAAUAAAGUCAGCUUGGCUAGGCGACCAUCACCAACAAGAGUUUUGACCAACAUCCUGUUGCAGAGUCCACCAACAAUGAUUUCAAUGGCAACUGGUAUGCCUAAUGCAAAUUUCUUUCCUGUGUUAGAAGGAUCUUUUAAACUCCAAGAUGGCACUUCUAUCAAACUGUCUGGUACAGAUAUGAGACGUGCUCAGCAAUAUUCUCAAUCUCAAGGAAUUCCUGAGCUUUUGGAUUGGUUGAAGAUGUUACAGAAAAAUAUGCAUAAUCCUCCAUUACUUGAUACACCUGGUGAUGAACAAACAAAAAUAAUUGUUACAAAUGGAAGCCAAGAUGGUUUAUCAAAGUUGUUUGAUGCUUUGAUCACUGAACAAGAUCACAUUUUGAUGGAGUCUCCAUGUUACUCAGGAACUAUGUCUAUGGUGAAACCUCUUGGUCCUCGAAUUUUAGAUGUCAAGACAGAUGGGAAUGGCUUAAUUCCUGGACAUUUGAAGGAAAUCUUGUCUCGGUGGUCACCAGAAGAUGCAAAAAACCCUUGCAGUAACAUCCCCAAAGUUUUAUACACUGUCCCCACAGGAGGUAAUCCCACAGGAUGUGGACUGACCUUUGAACGCAAAAAGGAAAUUUAUAACAUUGCCUGCAAAUACAAUUUAUUGAUUAUUGAAGAUGACCCCUACUACUACAUACAAUACACAAAGGACUAUGUACCUAGUUUUCUCUCGAUAGAUGUUGAGGGUAGAGUUGUCAGAUUUGAUUCUUUCUCAAAACUGCUUUCAUCUGGAAUGCGAUGUGGAUUUGUAACUGGUCCAGCUGCUAUCCUAGAUAGAAUUGUGCUUCAUUUGCAAACAUCAGUUUUACACAUCAGUGGAUUAACACAGUUUGUAAUCCUCAAAAUUAUUGAACUUUGGGGCUUAGAAGGAUUCAAGGCUCAUGUUUUAAAAGUAGCUGAAUUUUACAGACAGCAAAGGGAUGUAACUAUUGACGCAGCUGAGAAAUCUUUGAAAGGAAUUGCUGAGUGGAAUGAUCCAACUGGAGGAAUGUUCUUAUGGUUGAAACUUAUUGGAGUGAAAGAUUCUUAUAAAUUAAUCAUGGAGAAAGCUCAAGAGAAAGAUGUCCUCUUUGUACCUGGAAAUGCAUUCAUGUCUACAGACAAUCCAUGUCCCUAUGUGAGAGCAGCUUUCUCUCAAUGUUCUUCUGAGGACAUUUAUGUGGCUUUUGAACGGUUAGCAGCAUUGGUACGAGAACACAGAGGUUAUUAG